Molecule: messenger RNA, 820 nt
Organism: Onychomys torridus (southern grasshopper mouse)
Lineage: Eukaryota; Metazoa; Chordata; Mammalia; Rodentia; Cricetidae
Gene: Sost
Product: sclerostin
Exons: 2
Coding region: 1-642 (213 amino acids)
Biological process (GO): negative regulation of BMP signaling pathway; ossification; negative regulation of Wnt signaling pathway
Molecular function (GO): BMP binding
Source: RefSeq, a predicted model, not a curated record
AUGCAGCUCUCGCUAGCCCCGUGUCUUGUCUGUCUGCUUGUUCAUGCAGCCUUCCGUGCUGUGGAGGGCCAGGGGUGGCAAGCCUUCAAGAAUGAUGCCACAGAAAUCAUCCCUGGGCUCAGAGAGUACCCUGAGCCUCCCCAGGAGCUGGAGAACAACCAGACCAUGAACCGGGCAGAGAACGGAGGGAGACCUCCCCACCAUCCCUAUGACGCCAAAGACGUGUCCGAAUACAGCUGCCGCGAGCUGCACUACACCCGCUUCGUGACCGACGGGCCGUGUCGCAGCGCCAAGCCGGUCACCGAGCUGGUGUGCUCGGGCCAGUGUGGCCCCGCGCGCCUGCUGCCCAACGCCAUCGGCCGCGUAAAGUGGUGGCGCCCGAACGGGCCCGACUUCCGCUGCAUCCCGGACCGCUACCGCGCGCAGCGGGUGCAGCUGCUGUGUCCCGGUGGCGCGGCGCCGCGCGCGCGCAAGGUGCGUCUGGUGGCCUCCUGCAAAUGCAAGCGCCUCACACGCUUCCACAACCAGUCGGAGCUCAAGGACUUCGGGCCGGAGACCGCGCGACCGCAGAAGGGUCGCAAGCCACGGCCCCGCGCCCGGGGCGCCAAAGCCAACCAGGCGGAGCUGGAGAACGCCUACUAGAGUGCUCCCGCGCCCACGCCGCCCCCGCGCGAUCCGACUGGUUUUCAUUGUAAAGCCUGCAGCCCAAGCCAGGGGCACCAAACCUUCCAGGCCGUGCGCGGAGUCCCUAACCUGUAGAGUCCCCUCGCCCUCCUGCCCGCUGCGGGGGGGUUCCUGCAGGCCGGGAGAAGGAGCUGAG